Messenger RNA from Dioscorea cayenensis subsp. rotundata (Guinea yam), 533 nucleotides. RefSeq names its product acyl-CoA-binding protein-like. Gene Ontology annotation, molecular function: fatty-acyl-CoA binding. The transcript is spliced from 4 exons. Lineage: Eukaryota; Viridiplantae; Streptophyta; Magnoliopsida; Dioscoreales; Dioscoreaceae. Gene Ontology annotation, biological process: fatty acid metabolic process. Bases 76 to 351 code for a protein of 91 amino acids. The record is from RefSeq and is a predicted model, not a curated record.
GACCAUUGUUCUUAGCAAUUGAUCAAAUCAAAGCAAACAAGGGAGCCAUCAGAGAGAAAUCCUUGAGAACAAGAUAUGGGUUUGAAGGAGGAUUUUGAAGAGCAUGCUGAGAAAGCCAAAACUCUGCCUGAGAAUACCACUAAUGAGAACAAGCUGAUCCUUUAUGGACUGUAUAAACAAGCCACUGUUGGUUCUGUGAAUACCAGUCGCCCUGGUUUAUUUAGUCCAAAGGAGAGAGCCAAAUGGGAUGCCUGGAAAGCUGUUGAAGGCAAAUCACAGGAGGAAGCAAUGAAUGACUACAUCACCAAGGUUAAGCAGCUUCAUGAAGAGGCUGCUACUGCUGCUGCCUAAACCUUGCCAUUAGAUAUUGUUCAUCUCCUUCAAUUCUAUCAUAUUUCCCUUCUACUUUUAAGUUCCAAUGUUAUAUCUAUCUACUUUUAUGACUUGUGACUUCCUUUCUAUCAUUGGAUUAUUAUCUAUUAAGUGACAACAACAUUGGACUCUAAACAAAGAUGAACAUUGCUUACUGUGCA